Macadamia integrifolia is the source of this 1195-nucleotide messenger RNA. Its product is annotated as CASP-like protein 1F1. Bases 464 to 1006 code for a protein of 180 amino acids. The record is from RefSeq and is a predicted model, not a curated record. The transcript is spliced from 3 exons. Lineage: Eukaryota; Viridiplantae; Streptophyta; Magnoliopsida; Proteales; Proteaceae.
UAAAAUCAGAUGAAAAUCCUUAAUUCUAGGCCCAUGAUGGGCCAUCAAACGGUCUAUGUUUGUUUAUGACUUCAACAGGAAAGACCAAAUCCUUUCCUAAUUUUCCUAUGGGAGAGUGGACAUGAAUUUCUUAAAAUGAAAUUGGAAUUAAGAUUGAAUUGACGAGUCAAAGAAUUUUGAGUUAAGACCCCUUCAAUGUCUGUUCUGACCUGUAUCGGACUAUCCAAUAUCCAUGAUGGAUGGAUGAUCCAAACCUAAAAAGAGACAGCGAUUCCUCUAAUCUCUCUGACUGGUCUUUCAUCUCCCCGUAUCCUAUACUUAGCCCAUAUUUAUAACAAGGUUCCUAUAUCUAACAUCUGCUGUGCUCUGUUCAGCCUCGUGCUCUUCGUAUUCCUCUGUUUUCCUUCUGUCAAAAAAGAAGAAACAAGUUUCUGUUUUUUUUUUGAGUCUUUGUAGUUCUUCAAUGGAGGGUGUUCAAUCCAAAGCUCCACAAGACCCAAGUUCCACAAAACCCAGAGGAGAAAAAAGUCUUAUGAUUGCCCAAGUUUCUCUAAGAUCAUUGGUGAUUAUAUGCACAUUGGCUGCAUCAUGCUUGAUCUUCACCAGCAAACAAACAACUAUAGUGUAUGGAAUACCGUUUGAUGCCAGCUACAGUUAUGAGCCUGCUUUCCAGUUCUUUGGAAUUGCAAAUGUUGCUGUAUGCGUUCUCUGUCUGCUAUCACUGGGCACUGUUUUCUUCCUUUCUCAUCGAUUGGCCAAUUUUUUCCUGUUUUUGCAUGAUUUGGUGGUCUUGACAGUGCUGAUGGCUGCUUGUGCUGGAUCCACUGCAGUUGGUCAGAUUGGUCGUAAUGGAAAUACCCACUCAUCUUGGAUGCCUAUAUGCGACCACUUUGCGAAGUUCUGCACCAGAGUCGCAACUUCUGUUGCUUUCUCUUACUUGGCUGUGUUGAUGUUCUUUGCUCUCACUGUGUUAUCUGCUCUUCGCAUACAAGCCAAGCCAAUAUGAAGCUCUUCAUCACUUUUUUUUAUUUUUUUUUUGGCUUCGGCAAAAGAAAUAAGCUUUUCGCACUUGGUACCGGUUGUUUAGUUUUUAUUAAGGAUGAUACUUCACUAUUGUAGAUUGUUUUUUCUUCUUUUCUUUAUUUCUUUUUUUUUUUUGGUUAUUUCAAUACACAUCUCUUAAUCCCCCUCCAAA